Molecule: messenger RNA, 900 nt
Organism: Lachancea nothofagi CBS 11611
Lineage: Eukaryota; Fungi; Ascomycota; Saccharomycetes; Saccharomycetales; Saccharomycetaceae
Source: the annotation of a GenBank genome assembly
AUGCCAUCCAUAGCCCAAGAAGCAAUUCCGUUCAUUCUCAGUCACUAUGACAGUUACGCUACGGAAACAAAAACCAAUCCCAAAUCCAACAGUCCGCCUCUGGUCAUCUAUGUCUCCGGCCCACAAGGCUCUGGUAAAACUUACUCGUCCAAAGCCAUAAAAGAGCUUUUGAAAUCUGCGAGACCCAAGUUGGAAACGAUCGUUGUGUCAAUCGAUGACUUUUAUCUGACACACGAUGAUCAGUGCCAGUUAGCUCGAACCUUCGCCGACAAUACCAUGCUUCAAGGUCGAGGACUUCCGGGAACGCACGACAUGCAGCUUCUCGCUAACUUUAUGCAUGGUGUGCAGAGAAACGAAGGUUCUCUGCAUAUACCUACAUAUGACAAGUCACGAUUCGGCGGCGAGGGAGACAGAGUAAACUCUCUGCGCGAAGUGAGCUUGCCCGUCGAUUUGGUUAUCAUCGAAGGAUGGUUCCUUGGCUUUGAGAGUACUUCGGAGGAGAAGAUUGCCGCUAUGAGGAGCGAGAAAAACACACGGCGAGGAGAAAUUCUCCGGACUCAUUCUCUGCAGAACUUUAUUCAAAUCAAUAACUCCUUUCAUCAGUAUGCACAGACACUGUGGGAUAAUUCCAGGUCACCAUCGCUUGGAGUCGUAAUAUCCGCGGAUGUUCAAAACAUUUACGAAUGGAGACAAGAACAGGAAACUCACUUGAUCUCGGAAAGUGGGCAUGGAAUGAGCAAUGAGCAAGUGAAGGCAUUCGUAUUGCGAUACAUGCCCUGCUAUGAGAUCUAUUAUCCCUUGCUGAAAACAGGAGGCAACUUUGGUACUCGUGGAACUUUGAUUGUGAGCAUUGAUAAAGAGAGGGAUGUUGUGGGUUUGCGGGAAAAACAAGGCGCCUAG